UCAUGAUUCGAGUUCACUACGUCUUUUUACACUUGGCAACACUGCUCAGUCCCGCCGUCUAUGGCUAAAUGUAAGAGUGAGCAGUGAUGCCAAACCAGUAUAAAAGCAAGUGAGAGCCAUUAGCUCGGUUCAGUCGCUCUCCGUCAGUCGACGAGAAUGGUCGAUGUUACAUUAGCAUAGAUUAUUUAUACCUACUUGUGGAUUGUUAUUGUGAUCUUAAGUGAUUUGUAAAGUGAAUCUGUGAAGAGGAAUAAAGUGAUUUGUGCUGUACUUGGAGUUUUCUUAUUACUUCAGAAGCGGGAUAAAAUCCAAGCUAUGCCUCUCGAGAAGGAUGACGGCGCUACACCGCCCUCGACGCCACCUAUGAAAAGAAAAAGGAAGAGGAGGAGGAGAAGAAGCCCCUCAACAUCUUCAUCAUCGUCUUCUAGUGAAGAGAGAGCGCCCAGGAAAGUGCGUAAAUAUUCGAGCAGGCUAACUACAGAGGAUGUUCUAAAGCUCUUGGCUGACUUCAAGGGUGAAUCAAGUAAGAGUUCAUCUUUUAGUAACAACUUGAACAACGUGGUACCAGAGUUUGAUCCUUCCAAUAGAGCUCAAACCAUCGAAGGCUGGCUAAAGAAGGUGAAUGAAUGCGCCACCAUUUAUGCAUGGGACGAAAAGCAAAUUGUACAUUUCUCUUUACAAAAAUUAACCGGAUUGGCCAAGAGAUGGUUUGAAACUCUACCAUCAGUGGUUUAUUCAUGGAGUGAAUGGCAGAUCAAACUUCAGAAGGCAUUUCCUAGUGAGGAGAACUAUGGGCGUCUUCUUGAAGAAAUGCUUAGCCGAACUUCACGAAAUGAUGAAAGCCUUAGGGAGUACUAUUAUGAUAAACUUAGCUUAUUAAACAGGUGUGAAAUAAGUGGCAAGAAAGCAGUCGAUUGUAUUGUACAUGGUUUAAGUGAAGGUUCAAUUAAAAGUGGGGCGCAAACUCUAGAUUGUAGGGAACCCGAAGGAUUAUUAAAUUUCCUUUGCUCCCAACGUUCACAGUCACUGAAUCAAAAUGAAAACAGAAACUAUAGUAGAGGUAAUCAAAGAACCAUCAACCGAAAUAGAAACGAUGCCAACCAAUCGAAUAGGAAUAAUAACGUUAAUUGCUUUAACUGUCGUUCAAAAGGACACCCUUAUUAUAAAUGUCCGAAGCCACUAAUUAAAUGCAAACGUUGCUAUAGAAUCGGGCAUGACAGUGAUGACUGUAAGCUUACACCGCUGCAGCGAUCACAAGCUCAUGAAGAUACCACAACUGAGAGAAAGAUUUUAAAGAUUGACGUGUCCAAUAAGGCUAACGACAAAUUUUUUAAGGUUAUCCCAGUAAAUAACAAAACUUUUGAGGCAUACAUUGAUUUUGGUAGCGAGUGUAGUCUCAUUCGUCAAACUGAUGCAAACGCCUUGCAAUUGACCAAGAAUUACGACGGGUUACCUGUAGUAAGGGGUUUUGGCAAUUCAUCUAUUCAUCCUUUGUAUAAAUCGCAUGUAACGAUUAAAAUUGACGAAGUUGAUGCAUCUAUUGAGAUCCUUGUAAUUUCUGAUGAAAUAAUGCCAACAUCUAUUAUUGUCGGACAGAACUUUACUGAACUUCCGUUCAUUACGGUUUUAAAGAACAGUGAUAGGUUAACCUUUUACAAGAGUCCAUCUUGCAAUCCGUUCACUUCCGAAACUGAUGAAGCUCCACUUAAGCUAUACAUUGCUGAGCCUACUGAAGUCACGGAAACAAGCAUCGUAACUGUACAGGCUGGUGAUUCCACCUACACUGGUGAUGUUUACAUUGAGGGAUACUGUUCUGUUGUGUCCGGACGAGAGUUCGGUUUAUUUCAAGGUGCUUACCACCUUGCAAAUGGCAAGGGUAAUUUGAUAAUUACCAACUUGGCGUCCGGUGCUGUGAAAUUUGAUACAGGCACUUUGAUAGCAAGAGCCGUACCUUUCUUAGAAAGAGAUUCAUGCCAAAUGAAUAGGAUCGUUACCAAUGCGGCUGAUUUGGAACCUUUGAAGCGAGAGGAUGUGAAAAUAGGUGAAGGUUUAGAAACAGAGAUAGUAGAUAGGUUAUACUCUCUUUUGCAAGAUUAUCGGGACUGUUUUGCCACUAAUCUAAACGAAAUUGGCUGUGUGAAAGAUGUGGAGAUGCACAUCGAACUUUUGGAUAAUAGACCGGUGGUAUAUCGGCCAUAUCGUCUGUCACAUUUAGAGCGCGAAAAAGUAAGGGAAACUAUUGAUGAACUUCUUCGUAAUGACAUCAUCCAAGAAUCAAGUUCUAGCUAUUCCAGCCCUAUUCUAAUGGUUAAGAAGAAAACUGGUGAACAGCGACUUUGUGUUGAUUUUCGAGCCCUCAACAACAAGACGUGUAAAGACCGUUUCCCUCUCCCAAUAAUUGACGACCAGAUCUCGAAUCUCAGUGGUAACACUUACUUUACCACAUUAGACCUGGCCUCCGGGUACUAUCAGGUCCCUAUGGCAAAAGAUAGUCAACAUCUUACUGGAUUCGUAACGCCCGAUGGGCAUUACGAAUUUAAACGCAUGCCUUUCGGGCUAGCGAAUGCCCCGGCUGUCUUUCAGCGGAUGAUCAAUAAGAUUUUGGGCAAUAAGAGAUUCGAAUAUGCUCUUGCAUACUUAGACGAUGUACUGAUACCCUCUAAAAAUGCUGACGAAAUGUUUCAGCGAUUGGAGGACGUUUUGAAACUUUUUAGGCAGUUUGGGCUGACCUUAAAGUUAUCAAAGUGUCGAUUUUUCACUACGAAGGUUGAGUAUCUGGGGUAUGAAGUAUCCUCUGAAGGUAUACAGCCUGGUAAGGCAAAGGUUGCGGCUGUAGAGGAAUUCCCUACACCCCGUAACAUCCACGAGGUUCGUCAAUUUCUUGGUUUGACCGGGUAUUACCGUAAGUUUAUCCAAGGCUAUGGGGAAAUUGCCCGACCCCUAACGUACCUACUUAAGAAAGAUGCUGCCUGGCAAUGGUCUCACGAACAAGAUAAAGCCUUUGUAGUUUUGAAGGAGAAACUUGUAAGUAGACCAGUUUUAGCACUUUACGAUCCCAAGCUCGAAACUGAACUGCACACCGACGCCAGUUCCCUUGGCGUUGGAGGAAUUUUGAUGCAGUGGCAGAAGGAAACUCGGGUAUUAAAGCCGGUCGCUUACUUCAGUAGGCAAACGACAGCCGAAGAGAAACAUUUGCACUCCUACGAAUUAGAAGCGUUGGCUGUCGUCUGCUCUCUAAAAAAGUUUAGGGUGUAUUUACUUGGUUUGCAUUUCAAAGUAUAUACAGAUUGCGCUGCCCUUAGAACUACAUUAACGAAACGAGACUUGGUUCCGCGGAUAGCAAGGUGGUGGCUUCAAAUCUCUGAAUUUUCUUUUGAAAUUGAGUAUCGUCCUGGAGUUCAGAUGACACACGUUGAUGCCUUAAGCCGGAAUGCCACGCUAACCGCGGGAUCAGAUGACAAUCCAUGCGUUAAUAUUUAUAACAUUGAACAGGAUAAUUGGCUUCUUACAUUGCAACUGGCAGAUCCCGAUAUCGCACGGGUGUUUAAAAUCCUUAAGCCGGAAGAAGAUGAAGAGUGUAAAGAUAUUAAAAAGAAUUAUCAUGUCAAAAAUCGAACCGUGUAUAGGAAGGUAGAGGACAGCUUACGGUUAGUUGUUCCGCGAAACGCCAGGUGGCAAAUAUGCAAAGCAAAUCACGAUGAGAUGGGCCAUCCGGGCUAUUCUAAAACAUUAGAAAGAAUUCAAAAAGAAUAUUGGUUUCCUAAACUUAGGCGAUUUGUGAAAAAGUAUGUGGACGCGUGCAUAGAGUGUGCGUAUAACAAAGACAAUGCGUCGCGACAAAAGACAGGCCACCUAUUUCCCAUCGAAAAAAUAAGCGUGCCGUUUCACACCAUCCACAUUGAUCACUUGGGGCCGUUUGUUAAAAGCAAGACCGGAAAUACUCACAUACUGACAAUUGUGGAUGGAUUCACAAAAUACGUUUUUGUUCGUGCGGUAAAGGAUACGAAAACCAAAAGUACAAUUAAGGUGCUUCAAAGCAUUUUUUAUGAUUUUGGAAUACCAGCUAGGAUAAUAUCAGAUCGUGGAACGUCGUUCACGUCAACGGCUUUCAAGGAUUUUUGUAGCGAGAAUGGUAUAAAGCAUGUUCUAAAUGCAGUUGCUUGUCCCAGAGCCAACGGUCAAGCUGAAAGAUAUAACCAAAUUGUUUUGAACUCGUUAGCUACUCAAAAUUGUAACAGCCAUGAACGCGACUGGGACAAGCAAUUGGGAAAAAUCCAAUGGGGAAUCAACAAUACUGUUAGUUCCACCACCCAAAAAACGCCAACAGAGGCUCUAUUUGGUGUUCGGAUGCGAGACAAUCUGUCAAACAAAUUAGAAAUUGGCACCGAAAACGAUAAUGACAGCUUACAAACUAUUCGAGAAGAAAUUAGCUCUAAUAUAGCAAAAGAUCAGGAAAAACAGAAAAGUAGACAUAACUCAAAAAGAGCACCGGCCGUCACAUACAAGGUCGGUGAUUUAGUAAAAAUAUCGCGAAACAAUUUCGGCAAUGACGGUAAAAGUACCAAACUACUGUCAAAGUUUAUUGGCCCCUUCAGGAUCUCCGAAGUACUCGGUAAUGAUCGUUAUAGAGUAACUGAAGUGCCUGGUUUCCCAAAAAGGGGCAAAGCUUAUGACUCUGUCAUUGCUGUAGACAGGAUAAGACCUUGGAUUCACAUAAAAGCAUUAGAGAUUCACGACAGUGACCACAGUAGUUCCAAUAACAGUGAAGAUUCAGAUUAAAUAUUAGGUUCGUAAUAUGUACAAAGUGCUGUCUAUAAUAUCUACUUGCUAUCUUAUUAUGUGUGUAUUUCAAUUGUUUAUAAUUUAAAGGAGUAUAGAUUUUGUAAUUAUUUAUAUGAUUUGGUACCUAGACUAUUUUUAUGUAAUACCUAAUAUUGUGUUAAGUAUGUUAUAAAAUUACAUGUGUAGAAUAUAAAUUAUGUAAACUACUUCUAAGUAUUCUAUGAGUACCUAUGUACUUGUAUAGUUUAUACGUUACAUUAAAAAGAAAUGUAAAUUAUAUGUAUCCCAGAAUAACGAUAAGUAUGCAAUUUAUCAUUGCUAGGUAUAAUAAAUUAUUUAAGUAUAUCUUUACCGAAUGUCAUGAUUCCAGUUGAUGAAAUUGUUUAGGAAAGUUUUUGUUUUGUGUUAAACCGAUAGGCUGAUAUGUACAUGUAACUUUAUGAUUAAGACGACUGUCUGACUGUUUAUUACGCGUGCCGGGAGGCUACGCGAUGUAGGAUGGCCGAAUGUCAUGAUUCGAGUUCACUACGUCUUUUUACACUUGGCAACACUGCUCAGUCCCGCCGUCUAUGGCUAAAUGUAAGAGUGAGCAGUGAUGCCAAACCAGUAUAAAAGCAAGUGAGAGCCAUUAGCUCGGUUCAGUCGCUCUCCGUCAGUCGACGAGAAUGGUCGAUGUUACAUUAGCAUAGAUUAUUUAUACCUACUUGUGGAUUGUUAUUGUGAUCUUAAGUGAUUUGUAAAGUGAAUCUGUGAAGAGGAAUAAAGUGAUUUGUGCUGUA
Molecule: messenger RNA, 5561 nt
Organism: Plutella xylostella (diamondback moth)
Lineage: Eukaryota; Metazoa; Arthropoda; Insecta; Lepidoptera; Plutellidae
Source: RefSeq, a predicted model, not a curated record